UUGCCGUUCUUUUCCGCUUCGGUCUUGUCGUCACUUUUUUCUCCCCUCCAUACCAUUCCGUGCGCCUGUCCUGCAUGCUUCAUUCAUGGUGACACUUUCCAUUUUGUCUUCCCUCUCCGACUGUCAUCAUUAAGGACUAAUUUGGCCGUAUGAAUUCCCAAAUUGGCGUACCGGACGCUGCUGAGGUCACUCUUACUUCUACCACCAUCAAUGCCAUACUCGUUGCAACCAUCGCAAAGCCUCAACUACCGAUACCUGCGAUACGAGUGAUACGACUUAGGCCUUUCCUACUGCAAGGGACACUUUGGAGAAGGGGGAAGGGUCAUCAAGGAGGAGGCUGUGGCUUUUGUGUCAGGCCGAUAGAACUUGCAUUUACAUACCAUAUACCUGUUUCUUGUCACGCGAAACCCCAUGAAAUGAUUCAAAUGACUAGCAACUUUUCAUUUCUCAUUUCGUCGCCUUCGUUCCAGCCACAACAAUGCUAUUUAUUUCUGUAUACAAAAGCCCGGGCUUUGACAAUCGCUACUCUGACAUUGGUCGACACCAUGACAUGUUUUCUUCUCUUCCUUACCUUCAAGCUUCAUGUCCGGUGUAACUAAUCAGUAACGGGUAACUUCCAUAACCUGCCCUUUACCUCCCUCUCUUUCUCCCUUUCCCCCUUCGCAUUCUCUCUCUUCGCCGUCUCCCCUCAGUCUUUGCCUUCCUCCCCACACUGGAUUCCUAUUGCCGGAAACGUGACGAAGUAUCAGUUAGCAGAUAUUGUGUACUAUGGCUCGCGGCACUUAACUGCGCGGUAUGUGG
Desarmillaria tabescens is the source of this 801-nucleotide messenger RNA. RefSeq lists its product as uncharacterized. The record is from RefSeq and is a predicted model, not a curated record. Lineage: Eukaryota; Fungi; Basidiomycota; Agaricomycetes; Agaricales; Physalacriaceae. Bases 150 to 599 code for a protein of 149 amino acids. The transcript is spliced from 2 exons.